Cadophora gregata is the source of this 2241-nucleotide messenger RNA. RefSeq lists its product as uncharacterized. Gene Ontology annotation, molecular function: transmembrane transporter activity. Lineage: Eukaryota; Fungi; Ascomycota; Leotiomycetes; Helotiales; Ploettnerulaceae. The coding region runs from base 109 to 1581 and encodes 490 amino acids. Gene Ontology annotation, cellular component: membrane. The record is from RefSeq and is a predicted model, not a curated record. The transcript has 6 exons. Gene Ontology annotation, biological process: transmembrane transport.
UGCUGUGUACCUUUGAUGAAGCAUCUAUUUUUUGCAAGCACCGAAGAUGAUGGAAAGCGUGCUCUAAAAAUGUCAUAAGUCAUCCAGGUGAUUGUGUCUUACCCAGUCAUGAGACCGCGAGAUCCAGGAAGGAAUCACACAGUUGAUGAGCCCAUUCUUGCGUCAAAUUUGCCAACGGCUUCCACCACCGCAGCGCCCGAUAAUCUCUCCACCAAUAUAUGCUGCUUUGGAGUUAUGAUACUUGUUAGCGUGUCAUAUCAGUUCUCGGAAGCUCCUCUCUUACAGUUAUACGAAGACUUCAUCUGUAGCGACUUGGCCAAACCAGCUGGUCUUUCCAACAUGAUUUCAGGGAGGAAGCAUUGCAUAACCAAUUCUAUCCCCGUUCAAAAAAAGCUCGCUUCCGUCACGUCUAAACAAGUAAACCUCGACACUGCUCUCUCUCUUGUUGCAAGCGUUUACAUACCCUCACGUCUUCGAAAAUGGGGCAUGAUUCGAAUGCUCCAGCUGAAUUUAUUCUUCCAUAUCCUAGGACAGCUAUGGAUUUACUUAAUAUUAGGAACCCGCCUGCUUUCGGUGGAAUGGACAUGGGUUUCUUCACUUACUGUUAUAGUUGCUUCUGGACCUUACAUGCGUAUAGAAAUACUUUUCAUGCUUCUCACCUCUGUUACCCCAGAGGAUCGAAGACUCUCGAAGCUUACUCUUGGGCAGAUGGUUGUCUUGAUACCCAAUUUUCUGGCCAAAAUGGCUUCCGCAUAUUUGAUGGAUAAAUGUAUUUGGUAUCCUUUGACUCUAGCAAUCGGUUCCUUGGCUCUCGCAUUUGCAGCUCUCAAUUGGAAGAUGCCUUUUGAAGCCCCACGACAACACAACAAUGGUCAUUUCGUCGUUAGAACUCUGCGCACUCGGUUCAGCACUCUCCGUGUCCUUUUCACAUCACCAAAAGUCUUCUUCUUAAUCUUGACUUUCUCCUUCACCAAUGUAUUCGGACAGCUGAUGUCAGGGAGCACUUUACUGCAAGUCCUGACAAGGAAAUUCGGAAUGAGCCUCAAAGAUGCAUCCAAAAUACAAUCAUUGAGCAAUCUCGUCAACUUACCACCCCUAGCACUGAUAUAUCUUUUCCCGACAGGUUGGGAUAAUCUUAAUGUUUGCUGCUUCUGUGCCUCGUGUUCGAUGGUAGGGCUGCUUCUCAUGGGGAUAGCUCAAAGCUGGGAGGUGGUAAUGGUUGGGUUUGUGUUCUGUGCCGCUGGUCAAGGUUUUCGCAUGGCAGCUCGAAGCGAACUAUCUCUGACCAAGAAUAUACAACGUGAAGACAUCAGUAGCCUUUACAUCCUGAUAUUCUACAUAGAUAUGAUUGGAGGUGGCUUUUUUAAUGCCUGGGCUCUGGCACGUGCCUUCAAUGAGAGUCUGGAUGACGGAGGGUUUUUUCUUGGCCUUCCGCUCUUCGUCGCUGUCGCCGAAUGGUACAUUGUAUUGUUGAUCGUGACAACGAUUAAGAUUGUCCCCCAUCAGAGGUUGAAUGGGACAGGAUUUGGCGCGAGAGAAUCAUUCGCGCACCUAAAUGAUCCAUACUUGAACUCAAUGUAGACCCAUUAUUAAAUAAAAUUGUAGAGGAAGUCCAACAUAUACACGACCAAAACAACAAAAACCAACAUUUGGAGCGACAACGGAGCUAGAGUUGGGAAAAGGAAGACAGCAUUAGGAUGGCUAGGUGAAAAGGGGAGAGGGGCUUGGAACGGUCAUCAAAGUCUAGAUACUACCAGAACUCAGCUCUCAGAUGGAGUUUGGGAAAUCCCCGCAGCCGUUGCCUUUGAGUUCGUGAUAUAGGCAAAUCGUCAGGCAGCAGUGCAUGGGCACAGGAAUCGCAUUUGUGAUUUGAUUAUGGGAUGCAGAAGGAUUAGUUCAAUCGUCUAUUUUCCCAAGAUGACUAGUUCGACUUGAAUCUUCAGGAAAGAACCCACUACCUGUACCGAUCGGAGUGUAGGGCUUCAUUGGUAUUCGCCUGGAUAUCUGAAGUCUAACGCGCAACUAUUCCGGCGAGAUGGUCAGACUAGCCCUUGAAUAAAGCAAGGCAGAGCUGUCUGUCGAGCAUUCUCAAACAAAGGUUGUACCUCCAAGGUCGUAGAAACUACACCAGGAUCAGAAAGAUUUUCUUUGACGAGUGGCUGACACCACAUACUGUGGUACCAUAAGUACCGGAAUGCUCAAGGCAGUUCAAAACUAUUGAUGAAAUUUCCUCCAAUCGAC